AUGACCACAACAGCACAGCCAGAGACGAGCGCAGCCGAUACAGACGACCCUAGCGGAUCCACAAAGAAUUUGUCACCUCUACGAAACAACCCUGAGGAAAACAGCGAGGAUGCAGCUGCUUCACUCAAGUACAGCCUCCUGGGGCCUUCGCUGCUGAAGGCUGGGCAAGAUAGCGUUGACCAGUCCAAGGUGUCCGAGAUCAUCUACUCAGUCUCCAGAGGUUCCAAGUUCUUCAACCGCGAGGAGGCCAGGGACAAGAGUCUUACAGCCAAGAUCGACCAGAUUCUUAGCAAGAAACGCCAGCUGGAGAAACUUGACCUUGGCCAUGAGCUUCGAGUUGCCGAUAACCUUGAAAAACAAUUGGAGCUCUCGCGGGAUCUAUCCCAGCACAUAGUUCAUAUCGAUUGUGAUUCUUUCUACGCAUCCGUCGAACUCUUGGAUUACCCUGAAUUGAAGGACCUGCCUUUCGCCGUCGGCGGAGGGGUCCUAACCACUUGCAACUAUAUCGCUCGCAAGUACGGCUGUCGCAGUGGCAUGGCAGGUUUCGUCGCCAAGAAGCUCUGUCCCGACCUGAUUUUGCUCCCGAUUAAUUUCGACAAGUACACAGCAAAGGCCGGGGAAGUGCGCGAAAUCAUAGCCGAGUACGAUCCCAAUUUUGAGAGCGCAAGCAUAGACGAGGCCUAUCUCAACAUCACCGAUUAUUGUACGCGACAUACCAUGACCGCCGCCGAUGCCGUGUCCAAAAUGCGGAGCGAAAUCCAUGAAAAGACGGGCAUCCCUGUUUCUGCGGGCAUCGCUGCAAAUACAAGGCUCGCCAAGAUCUGCUCCAAUAUGAACAAACCAAACGGGCAAUACGUCUUGCCCAGCGAACGUGCCGCUAUCAUGGAGUUUAUGCGGGACCUUCCAUCUCGCAAGGUGAACGGCAUCGGGCGCGUCUUCGAGCGCGAGCUUGCCGCAGUGGGAAUUCAUACACUGGGGGAUAUUCACCCCAACAGGCAGUACCUUCGUCAGCUUUUUGGAGAGAAAGCCUUUGAAUUCCUUAUUCACUGUUAUCUGGGCUUAGGUCGCACGUGCGUGAAGCCAGCAGAGACAUAUGAGCGCAAGAGCGUCGGCACCGAGGGCACUUUUCGUGACAUGAGUGACCCGACAGAGCUCCGAAGCAAGCUGUGUCGGACGGCAGAGGAUCUCGAACAAGAUUUGCGCCGGGCCGAAUGCAAGGGCCGAACUCUGUGCCUCAAAGUGAAGCUUCACACGUUCGAGGUCCUCACCCGCCAGGUUGUUCUUCCCCGGGCUGUAUACCUUGCUGCGGACCUGUACAAUUACGCGCUUCCGAUGCUUACAAAACUAGAGCAGGAAAUCCCAGGCAUGAAGUUGCGGCUGAUGGGUCUGAGAUGUAGGCAUCUUGUCACUACGAAGAAACCAGACACAAUGGCCUUUUUCGGCCUAAAGUCGUGGGCUGAUAGAUCGGAAGGCUCCGAGACCACUUCAGCGAAGAAAACGCCAGACGUAGAUGGCGGUGAAUGGGGGAAAUGGCCCACGGGAAUAUCAGCCGUAUCUGAAGAGCAAAGGGUCCAGAAAAAAGCAGAAACAAAACUACUGGGACCGGACUCACCCAGUCAGGUUGCUCCCCACAGGGAUGGGACUGAGCGAGAGCCCCCUGUUGCAGAGCAAGAGUGGUGGGAUUGCCCAAUUUGCAACAGGCCGCAGGCAGCAGAAGAAAGGCGUUUCAACGACCAUAUUGACCUAUGUCUCUCGCGACAAGCAAUCCGGGAGACCAUACAGGAGGGAGCUGCCAUGCCGUCCCCAGAGUCCAAAUCCUCGAAGAUGGAACACAAGAAGUCCAAGGAGAAAAAGAGAGGGCGACAAGCUACUACACCCGACCCGAAACAGAAGAGGCUUUGUUUUGGAUGA
Molecule: messenger RNA, 1911 nt
Organism: Sordaria macrospora k-hell
Lineage: Eukaryota; Fungi; Ascomycota; Sordariomycetes; Sordariales; Sordariaceae
Biological process (GO): error-prone translesion synthesis
Cellular component (GO): nucleus
Molecular function (GO): DNA-directed DNA polymerase activity; damaged DNA binding
Source: RefSeq, a predicted model, not a curated record